Molecule: messenger RNA, 5603 nt
Organism: Macaca mulatta (Rhesus monkey)
Lineage: Eukaryota; Metazoa; Chordata; Mammalia; Primates; Cercopithecidae
Source: RefSeq, a predicted model, not a curated record
CCACCCUCCACCCCUUCUCGACUCGGCUCUGCAAAUCGAAGGCUUCCCGGAGCAGCCUAGGAGCGGCCGCGGGCGCAGCGAAGGCGACAGGAGGAGCGCAGCAGCCUUCGGGCAGCCACCGCGGCGUCGCUAGAGUAGCCGGGGAGGGGCCGCGGAGCCGGGCGCGCCCUCCACGCUAGGAGAGGGGAGAAGCCGGGGGCUGCAGCUGGGCAAGGGGGAGGAAAGUGCGUGUGCGUGCGCGCCUGUGUGCAAGGCAGAGAGUGCGGGGGGCGACAGUCUCGGCUUAGGGCGGAGCAGAGGGCAGGGGAACGGGGGUGCAGCUCCCCCGCCGUCCCCGAGGUUUUCCCGCGGCUGCCCCGGGCUUCCCAGCGCCCCUCACCAUGGACUUGCUCGGAGUUGGGACGGGCCUCAGUAGCAGCGAGCGGCUGGCUGCCGGGCCCUGGGGGAGCGCGGGCGCGCGCGCCGGGAUGGCGAGGUAGGAUGGCCACCCAGCGCGACCCCCGCCACCCCAACCCAGCGGCCCCUGGGCGGUGCCGCUGACUCGCCGGAGCGCACAGGGGUGUGGGCGGAGGCGGCCCCGCCGCGCCCGCGCCUUCGGGAGUCGCCUCGCCUCUUCCACCCACUUGCACCUGCCACCGCGCGGAUACCAUGUCGAAGGCGGCCGGAGGCGCGGCGGCGGCGGCGGCGGCGGAAAGUUGUUCCCCAGCCGCGGCCGGCUCGACCACAGCCGCGCCCGUGGAGGACCUGUCCAAAGUGUCAGACGAGGAGCUGCUGCAGUGGAGCAAGGAGGAGCUGAUCCGCAGCCUGCGGCGCGCCGAGGCGGAGAAGGUGAGCGCGAUGCUGGACCACAGCAACCUCAUCCGCGAGGUGAACCGCCGCCUGCAGCUGCACCUCGGCGAGAUCCGCGGCCUCAAGGAUAUCAACCAGAAACUCCAGGAGGACAACCAGGAACUGAGGGACCUCUGCUGUUUCCUGGAUGAUGACCGGCAGAAAGGCAAGAGGGUGUCCCGGGAGUGGCAGAGACUGGGUCGCUACACUGCCGGGGUGAUGCACAAGGAAGUGGCCUUAUACCUGCAGAAGCUGAAGGAGCUGGAGGUGAAGCAGGAGGAAGUGGUGAAGGAGAACAUGGAGCUCAAGGAGCUCUGUGUGCUUCUAGAUGAGGAGAAGGGUGCAGGCUGCGCGGGCAGCCGCUGCUCCAUCGACAGCCAGGCCAGCCUGUGCCAACUCACAGCCUCCACCACACCCUACGUGCGGGAUGUGGGUGACGGCAGCAGCACCUCCAGCACUGGCAGCACUGACAGCCCGGACCACCACAAGCACCACGCGAGCAGUGGCAGCCCGGAGCACCUGCAGAAGCCCCGGAGCGAGGGCAGCCCAGAGCACUCCAAGCACAGGAGCGCCAGCCCCGAGCAUCCACAGAAACCCAGGGCCUGUGGGACCCCAGAUCACCCCAAAGCACUCAAAGGACCUAGCCCGGAGCACCACAAACCCUUGUGCAAGGGCAGCCCCGAACAGCAAAGGCACCCGCAUCCAGGGAGCAGCCCCGAAACACUGCCUAAGCACGUGCUGAGUGGGAGCCCGGAACACUUCCAGAAGCACCGGUCAGGGAGCAGCCCUGAACACGCCAGGCACAGUGGAGGGAGCCCAGAGCAUCUUCAGAAACACGCCCUCGGGGGGAGCCUAGAGCAUCUUCCCAGAGCCAGGGGCACCAGCCCGGAGCACCUCAAACAACAUUAUGGAGGGAGCCCUGAUCACAAACACGGAGGAGGCGGUGGAGGAGGUGGAGGCAGUGGCGGAGGCAGCAGGGAGGGCACCCUCAGACGGCAGGCGCAGGAGGACGGGUCACCCCAUCACCGGAAUGUCUACAGUGGCAUGAACGAAUCAACCUUGUCCUAUGUUAGGCAGCUGGAGGCAAGAGUAAGACAGCUGGAGGAAGAAAAUCGCAUGCUGCCCCAGGCCAGCCAGAAUAGAAGGCAACCUCCAACUAGAAACAGCUCAAAUAUGGAGAAAGGCUGGGGGCCCAGAGCCCGGCGGGUCUUGCAGUGGUGGCAAGGGUGCCGAGGAAUAGGACGAUGCCUGCCCACUCUCCCGGGUUCUUUUAGGUUGUCAUCAGGGGCUGAUGGGAGUAACAGUUCACCCAACUCUGCAGCUAGCUUCAGUGGACAUGCCACACCUUCCCAGCAGCCUGAACCUGUGGUACAUUCUCUUAAGGUCUUGGAUGUUCAGGAAACUAUAGAUCGUCAACAGGGUAAAGAGUAUGAACAUGACCUUAGUGAGACAGAAAAAGCUAUAGUCAGAGAAAUGUGCAAUGAUGUGAAAUUGCUUAGAAAUACCCUUCAGCUUUAAAUCUAUUAGGACCAGAUUUUCUCAGACACUUACUCAUCUACCUCCUCGAGAUGUUUCUGGAAUCCAGUAAAUGUUACAUAAGUUCCCUGGGCAUUUUUUAUGUGCUAGAAUGAGAUUUGUAGUCUCUUGCUUGCCUGUGUUGUGGCCGAUUUUUCUCUUCCAACUCUUCCUACAUUAUUUGUUUUUCUUUCCUGCAUAUCUAUUGUCUGUUUUCAAAAGGUCACUAGUUCUAGAUGUCAUCUUUCCUAAAUGCACCACCAUUCACCUUCUGUAGGUUUUCAACCUGUGCUUAAGAUUUUCAGUUUGAAUAUUUCCCGCAGAUAAAUUUUAAAAAGCAAGCCACAUACCUAGGAAUGCCUGUUACUUCUCAUCUAUUGACUGUGGAAUGAGAGAGAAAGUUCAGACAAUAGGUUCAAAACUGUUGAACUAGAAGGGGCCAUAGAGGUCAUUCUCCAGUGUUUGUCCAAAGAAUAGUAUAUGGACCGCCUUCAUAAUUCAGAUCUCUGAGUUUAACAUCAGACCUCAGGCGAUUCAGAUAUGAACCCCUGGGUAAGAACCCAAACACUCUAAUUCUGUAUUUGAAGAAACUAAGAUCCAGAAAUUAAGUUACUUGCGCAAACUAUUUUCUAAUGAAUAGUGAAGUCAGGAGUACACCAAGAUUUCCUUUGAGGACCUUUCCUGAGGAACGAAAAGUGAAAAGCACGUAUCUUACAGAGGGGGCCAUCUCCAUGGUGCUUAAUGCCAGAAUUUCUGCAAAAAAUUCCAGGAUUGUUUCUUUCCCUUUCCUUUCCUUCCUUUCAGUUUCUGGACAUUAGAAAAUUCGUAUCUUAGUCUCAAUAGAGACCCAUUACUGGAUUGGAUUUUGAUUAGUUUUAUGUUGAUCUUUUUGUUUGCCUGCAUUUUCAAAAAUGAAUUGAAAGGCACCAUACAGUAUUAUUUUUAUUUUUUACUAUGUAAGAUACUUUCAGAAAGCCAAAAGCUUGCCCUCCUUGUUUACCUUUAAAAGUUCUCUAGGAGUGUGCUUUCUGUCUACUUUUGUCUUCGAUCCCCAGAAUUUGAGGAAAAAAUGCAAACAAACCCAAAUCUGAUUCUUAAGCAAUUUUAUAUAUUUGGAAACAAUCAAAAAAUUUUAUUGUCACCAUUAUUAAUUAUAUGAUCAAAAACACAUAGUAAAUGCCACAGAAUAAAGAAAAAUGCAGCUUGUAAAGCAGUUGCAUGGAUAAAUUGUGAAACUAGUGAAAAUUAUGAAGGCUUGGUUUCUAGUAGAGAAAUUAUAUGCCUUUAUAAUAAUGUCACAGAAAAAUAAAGCUUUCUCAUAAUAUGAGAUGGGUUAUAAGACUCAGAUAGAACUUGAUAGAAGUUUUGCUGUUGUUUCUAGUAUUGCUCCUAGAGAUAAGAUGUUGUUGACAUCUACACAGCAAAAAGAUUAUUAUUCAUAUUACCUUAUGUGGGUUAGUAUGUAGUUAGCUAUUCUCUUCCCAAACUGUGCUACAGAAAUUAAUAUACUGCCCCCUAAGAAAUAGUAAAUCUGUCUUUUUGUAGUAGUUGUUUUAUUUUAGGUUUGUCUGUCUGGCUCUUGUAAAUUCCCUGAGGACAAUUGAAAUACUUGAUUGGUCAUCUCAGUCACAGUCUCAAACACACACCUGUUAUGCCUUUUUUAGUUAAUAAGUCACUACUCCCGUGUCAACCUUAGUAUUGUUGGUUUAUUUCAAAGUUCUGCCUUCUUUAAGAGUUUCCUUUCACCACAUAGUUAUAUCUGGGGUAAGCUCAUUGCAUUCUACAUUUCAGUAUUUGAAGAGGAGUUGCACUUUUGAGUUGUAAUCAUCUGGUGCUGGUGUCUGUUAUCCUUGUAAGGUCCUUAAGUCUACCCUCUGCUUCUAAACCACACAUUCAAAGCAUUCUGGAUAGAUGUAAUUAUAUUUAAGGGCUAGAAAAGGAAAGUCCAUAGCAUCCUUUGGCUCCUUGAUUCAGUGUUUGUCUCGUGUCAAUUUAUUAAGAAAUGAGACUUUCCUAACCCUAUGUGUUAUCCACAUAGCUUGAGCCAUCCAUUGCUAUGUAUUAAUAAUUCCUUUCCAGAUAUUUAAGAACCCUAACUUCAGCUCCUUUUGAGUACAACAAGAUAUUUAUCCCAUGUAUUGGUAUAUGCUGAAAUAUUGAGAUUAAUAGUUUCUUUGGCUUGGAAAUGAAGGUAAACAGAACCCUAUAUUGUGUAUUACUGUUAAUGAUAUUGGGGUUUCCCUGUAGUAUCCACUUCUAUUUAAAAGCAAAAACAAAACCAAACAAAAGGAACAGUUGUGAAUAAUUAAUGAACAAACUAGUUUUAUGUUAAUGUUAGAGUAUUGUAAAGUUUUGUGCAAUCAAUCAAUCUGACCAUAAUCCCUUGCGUGAAAUAGUCUGGGAGGGUAUGGCUGUUACUGUGCAUGUGCACAUACAUGCAUGUGCAUGUGUGUGUAUUCCAAUCAAUGUUAGUGUAUUGAUACAUUAUUGGCAAAUUCAGUAGUUUUACAUUUAUGCUUACAUUAUUCUUGGUCUCGCCUUCUGUUUCUCUGUGUGGCCCAGCUUCUAACAUAUUGUAAUUGUAUCUCUUUCAGUGAUUUUGAAUUUAUUCUUAUCAUCUUCCUACAUUUGGAUGCUUUCUGUUUUGGAAAUCCGAGAGAUCAUAUUGCUUGGUAGCUAAGAUUUGUGACAACUGAUGACCCCACUCUGUAGAAAAAGCCAGAGAAAUUUACUAGUGGCCCUAAGACUACCACCUCAGGACUUAAAUAGCUCAAUAACAAAAGCGCCUUCAUUUUCUCAGCUCAUUAAAUACUGAUAUCCUUUGUUAUGGGUGUAUAAUAUAGGAACCAGGAUGAUCUUGCUAAGGUGUUCUUAAUUCUGGCUACACAUUAGAAUUACUUUUAGGGCUUUUUUAAAAAGCGCAGUCGUCCAUGCCUCGCUUCUGCCGGUGAAAUCAGAAUCUUCGAGGAUGGGGAUUAGUGUUUAAGGAGCUCCUCAAGUGCUUAGUGUGCAGUCAGAGUUGGGGACCACUUAUGUAACUAAAGUAAGUUAAUAUAUCAUUUUAAAAUUCUGACCCUGGUUACUAACAAGGUUUAGUAGUCCCAACUACUAAGUAGUUCUUUUGUUUUAAGAAGCUUGUCAUCACAUUUUAUUUUGUAUUUGAACUCAUUCAUGUGGAUAUUUUGUCUCUUGUCUUUACUUCAUCUUUGCUCCUCUCUUAAUUUACCCUUAAGAAACGCAAAUCUCCUUGUGGAAGAGGA